Molecule: messenger RNA, 2073 nt
Organism: Ipomoea triloba (trilobed morning glory)
Lineage: Eukaryota; Viridiplantae; Streptophyta; Magnoliopsida; Solanales; Convolvulaceae
Product: protein NRT1/ PTR FAMILY 3.1
Exons: 4
Coding region: 72-1817 (581 amino acids)
Biological process (GO): transmembrane transport
Cellular component (GO): plasma membrane
Molecular function (GO): transmembrane transporter activity
Source: RefSeq, a predicted model, not a curated record
AAAACCUGCAACUAACUCCGAUAUGAUUCAUACAAGCUAAGAACCAACUAGCUACGCUACAUCAUAUCAAAAUGAAUGAAGAGAUGGCGGCCAAAAAAAGUGGGAAAGUAGAAAGGGUGAAGGGCGGGAUGAUCACCAUGCCAUUCAUAUUUGCGAAUGAAGUGUGUGAGAAGUUGGCCGUAGUGGGCUUUGCUGCAAACAUGAUCAUAUACUUGACGACUCAGUUGCAUCUUCCACUAACUAAAGCGGCCAAUACUCUGACCAACUUCGGCGGAACCGCCAGCUUAACCCCCUUGCUUGGAGCUUUUCUUGCCGACACCUUCGCCGGAAGAUUUUGGACUAUCACUAUUGCCUCAAUCAUUUAUCAAUUAGGAAUGACUCUGUUAACAACUUCAGCAAUACUUCCAAAGCUAAGACCUCCAGCAUGCAAGCCCGACCAAGUUUGCCAGGAAGCAAACUCCGGCCAAGUCGCCAUCCUCUAUGUGUCCCUCCUCCUAACCGCCCUGGGUUCGGGUGGAAUCCGGCCGUGCGUGGUGGCGUUCGGAGCCGACCAAUUCGACGAGACCGAUCCGAAGCAGAAGACAAAAACGUGGAGAUUCUUCAACUGGUACUACUUCUGCAUGGGGACAUCCAUGCUGGUGGCCGUCACGGUGGUGGUGUAUAUACAAGAUAACAUUGGUUGGGGUUGGGGGUUUGGGGUCCCAACCAUAGCCAUGGCUUUCUCUAUCUUCACCUUCAUCUUCGGCUACCCUUUGUACCGGAAUCUGGACCCCGCCGGAAGCCCCUUCACGCGCCUUGUGCAAGUCUGCGUCGCCGCCUACAAGAAGAGGAAGGUGCCCAUAGUUUCCAAUUCCACCUUGCUUUAUCAAAACGACGAGAUUGAUGCUGCUAUUUCGGUCGCCGGGAAGCUUCUUCAUACUAAACACAUGCAAUUUUUGGACAAGGCUGCAGUUAUAACGGAGGAUGACGACCCAAAAUCCCCCAACUUAUGGAGGCUAAAUACGGUCCACCGGGUUGAGGAACUAAAAUCCGUGAUCCGAAUGGGCCCAAUAUGGGCCUCCGGAAUCAUUCUCAUCACUGCAUAUGCCCAACAAAACACAUUCUCAAUCCAACAAGCAAAAACCAUGGACAGACACCUUACAAAAUCAUUCCAAAUCCCCGCUGCUUCCAUGUCCGUCUUCACCUUAUCCUCCAUGCUAUGCACCAUUGUCUUCUACGACCGCGUCUUCGUCCCCUUGGCCAGAAAAGUCACCGGACUCGAGCGUGGCAUCUCCUUUCUCAGCCGCAUGGGCAUUGGCUUCUUCAUCUCCAUCCUCGCAACUCUCGUGGCCGGCUUCGUGGAAAUGAAGCGGAAGAACGCCGCGGCGGCCCACGGAAUAAGCGACAAGGCAGACGCAAUGAUUCCGAUUCCGGUGUUCUGGCUGGUGCCGCAGUACUUCCUGCACGGGAUGGCGGAGGCGUUCAUGUCAAUCGGGCACCUGGAGUUCUUCUACGAUCAAGCGCCGGAGAGCAUGAGGAGCACGGCGUCGGCGCUGUUCUGGACCGCCAUCUCCGCCGGGAAUUACAUGAGCACUCUCUUGGUUUCUCUGGUGCACAAGUUCAGCGCAGGCCCCGGCGGAUCAAACUGGCUUCCGGAUAACAAUUUGAACAAGGGGAAGUUGGAGUACUUUUACUGGCUCAUCACAUUGCUGCAACUCUUCAACUUUGUUUACUAUCUUUUCUGUGCAAAAUUCUAUACUUUCAAGCCAAUUCAGAUCCAGAAGAUGGAAGGUGAGCCCAAAAAGGAUGGGACGAUUCAACUUGCAGACAAUGUUUAACUUCAUUUGAAGAUUGUAUGUAGUAAUAGUAAUAUAUAAGAUCAAAUUAACUAGCAUAUAUGCAUCUUUAAUUUAGUUUAAUUUGGGCCAGGCCAGGCCUUGAUAUGUACGUAUGUAUGUAGUAUGUACACUUUGGCAUCCAUAGCUCUAUACUAGCUCAAUCUGAUGAGAUAGAUAUAUAUAUCCGGCCUGUACUGCUGCGCUGUAGUAGGAAAUUAAACAUCAUAUCCAACAACAAAUCAUGUAUUACACUUCA